Molecule: messenger RNA, 864 nt
Organism: Colletotrichum siamense
Lineage: Eukaryota; Fungi; Ascomycota; Sordariomycetes; Glomerellales; Glomerellaceae
Product: FYVE-type zinc finger-containing protein
Exons: 2
Coding region: 1-864 (287 amino acids)
Biological process (GO): protein transport to vacuole involved in ubiquitin-dependent protein catabolic process via the multivesicular body sorting pathway; protein targeting to vacuole
Cellular component (GO): ESCRT-0 complex
Molecular function (GO): phosphatidylinositol-3-phosphate binding; metal ion binding; ubiquitin binding
Source: RefSeq, a predicted model, not a curated record
AUGGCCGCCGACCUCAUAAUGCCUACCCUCGCCGACCAGCGCGGCCCUGCCGCUUUUUACGCGCCUCAGCAUCGCCCUGACUUUGGCCACACAAGAUCUCAGUCUUUUCAGACCGCGCCGCGACCUUUCGGCCAGCGCAUCUCCCCCCUCAGCACUCCUCACGAUGGCUCCCCGACCUCGCCCAAGUCGUGCUUGACCGACUCGGUCCGCCCUGCCUACAUGCCUGCCGUCCUCCGCCCCAACCACCACCACUCCAAGAAGCCGCGAACCCCCAAGGCCGAGGACCUCGACGGCGAGGACCUGCUCUGCCUGCGCCGCACCAACAGCAGCUUCAUCAGCCUGCCCGGCUUCAGCGUCAUCGGCUCCAAGCUGGCGCGUCGCUCCACCGGCGACAGCGGCAAGGUCGUGGACCUCGAGUUGGAUCCCGAGCUCUUCCCUGAGGUUACCGGCGAGCCUACACGCAAGCACUGGAAGCCCGACACCGAGUCUACCAUGUGCGACGACCCGACCUGCAAGCGCAACUUCAACGCAUGGAACCGUCGCCACCACUGCCGCCGCUGCGGCAACAUCUUCUGCGGACCUCACUCUACACAAUUCAUCCCCCUUGACGAGGACUGCGAGUUCAACCCCCGCGCGACCUUGUCCCGCGUCUGCUUUCACUGCUUCACCGAAUUUAAGGUAUGGAAGAGCCGUAACGGCAGCCGCAGCGGGAGCGACCAGAGCUCCGACUCUACCAGCACCACCCCGACCAGCCCCAUCGUUGCGAGCCCCAUCGUUCCCACGACGCCGGGCCUCCUGGCUCCCACCAAGGGCCCCGAGGUCGCUGCCAGCGUGCCGCGCGACUGGAACUGGAGCACCUUCUGA